CACCAACAUUCAACGUCCGUCACAAAGAGAAAUCGACUGCAAGAUGGCCGCAAAGCAAAAUGCUAGCAUUGUCAGGCCCCUGCUCAUCGCCACACUCCUUGUGGCGGCGGUUGCAUCAUCGGUGCCGGUGGCCAGGGGGGAAGAGAAGGCUCCUCCCACUUGCUUCAGCGAGUACUCCAAGCUCUGUGGCAAAGGCGAGAAGAAGGACGCCGCGUGCACCACCAUGGUCGAGAAGGCCUGCGGCACUGAGGCCAGCAGCGUCGCCAAAAUCGAGCACUUGUUUGUCGAGUUCUCCUCGAUCGGUCAAAAGGUGAGUAAUUUCAAUGGUCUGACCACGUCAGGGGGGCAGGAUGUCCUGAAAGAAUCCGUCGACAAGCAUGGCGGCUGCCCCGGCAACACGACGACCUAUGUAUAUUCUGCCCAAUGCAAUAGGGACUGCAACGAGGCAUGCAGUGAUGGUGCUUGCUCUAACCACUGCUACAUGGACUGCCCCUACAUGGCCGCAAGAUUUUGCUACAUCAUCGCCACACCCGCCAACAAGAAAGCCAUAGAGGAAGACAUGGAAUGCUUCAAGCAGUGCUCAAAGGAUGGCACAAAUGACAAAUGCCGUGCCGCAUGCAAGCUGUCUUGCUCGCCCCCGGCCCCUUGAAAAUGUAUUUAUUUAACCGAUUCUCCGUUCACGAUUUCACAUGUAUUCAUCUUUCUUGUUUUUUUAACUGAUAUUCUUGUAAAAUCUAUAAAUAAAAGAGAAGUAAACUUU
This is a messenger RNA of Hordeum vulgare subsp. vulgare (domesticated barley), 760 nucleotides long. RefSeq lists its product as uncharacterized. The transcript has a single exon. Bases 44 to 649 code for a protein of 201 amino acids. The record is from RefSeq and is a predicted model, not a curated record. Lineage: Eukaryota; Viridiplantae; Streptophyta; Magnoliopsida; Poales; Poaceae.